This is a messenger RNA of Pocillopora meandrina, 5680 nucleotides long. The record is from the annotation of a GenBank genome assembly. Lineage: Eukaryota; Metazoa; Cnidaria; Anthozoa; Scleractinia; Pocilloporidae.
AUGGACGUCGAUGUCACAUACAAUGGUGAUGCGCAGGUGAAAGUAACAAUCAAAAAUGUCACUUUGGGAAUCUCCGAUUUUCAAAUACACGGCUCGCUUCGGAUUAUCUUAAAACCUCUUAUCUCCGAUCAAACUAUCGUCGGCGGUGUGACGCUAUUUUUUCUCAAGAGGCCCAGAAUCGCUUUCAAUUUGACAAACUUGUUGAAUGUGUUAGAUUUUCCCGGAUUAAAGACAACUUUGCGUGGCAUUGUUGAUGACGUCAUCGCUAGUUUUGCAGUUUUGCCCAAUAGGAUUACGAUACCCUUGGCUGAGAGCGUGGACCUUAGCGAUCUGCAGUACCCAAUCCCGGAGGGCCUUCUACGUGUGCAAAUUCUGGAAGCGCGGGAACUGGUAAAGUCUGAUUUUUCACUGAUUGGCGGAGGUGCUCCCGACCCUUACGUCAUCAUGGAAGUUGGCGCGCAAAAGUUUCGCACUGAAACGAAGAACAAUACUUCAAAUCCGGCGUGGGAGGAAACCUUUGAGUCAUUCAUAGACAAUUCCAUUGGCCAAGAAUUAGAAAUCUACCUCUACGACCGUGAUAUUGCUUCGAAAGAUUCUAAAAUUGGAAGUGUCGAUAUUAAAAUUGGUUCUGUGGUGGAGGAUGGCGUCCAAGAAAUCUGGCUGCCUUUAGAAAAAGCCAAACAGGGAAAGAUCCAUUUGAACCUGGAAUGGUUUUCUCUGAGCAGUGAUCCACUGCAUUUUAGAUAUACCAAGGGAAAGGAGUCCGUAGCUGUGCUGUUUGUUAAACUGAUCAAAGCGCAAAAUCUCCCAACCUCAUCCAGGUUAGCUGUGACAAGAAAAGUUUUCUGUAAGGUAUCCGUCGGAGAUACAACGCUAAACAGUUUUCUUGCGCACGGAGAUGAAACGGUCUGGGGGCAGUCUUUACGAUUUCUACUUACAGAUCCCCACGAAGAGGCCCGUAUUGAAGUCAUGGAUGGUAACGAAAACAGGAGCAUGGGAUCUAUGGUAUUCUCUGUUCGAAAGCUGAUAGAGGAACCAGAAAUGGCUCUACAAGACUCUUUCCGGCUGAAUAACGAGACCGGAAGUGUUGAGUGCAAGUUCAUCCUUCGCGCAUUGAAGACUUCAGACACCUCCAAUGCACCAAUGCCUUUACACUUUGGCCGGAAGUUUAACGCUUUAAACAACAAUAAAAUCUGUCUCCAGAGAACAGAUACGCCCACAAUGUUACCGGAAGUGGAUGGUCAAGAUGAUCCACCUACCUCCACUUGCGCCGAGAGCGACAGCAGCAGAGCCGCCGAGAAAACGUCUGGUAGCAGUUCCGGUUCCGGUUCGUCUCCCAGUGGAAGCAUCGUAGGUGACACGUCUAACGGGCAAAGUCCCGAGGCUUCGGUUAGGGAUUAUAUGUCCCGGGGAGAAAUAUCAUUGUGGCUUAUAUACGAUCAUCGUAGAAACAGAUUGGUUGUCACUGUACUCAGUGCAAAGGAACUUGUGUCAUCAGAACCUUUGUCCAAAACGAAUCCUUACGUACAGAUAAAUCUGCUACCCUCUCGCUCCAAGAAAUCGAUUCGCAAGACGGAUUUUUACGCCGGGAGUCUGAAUCCCGUUUUUAACGAAACUUUUGAAUACGUUAUCGGUCUUGACCAGUUGAGCAGUAAGUACUUGGAAGUGAUCAUCAAAAAUGAGAGAUUUGUCCAGUUGCCCAGGAAACGCAGGGAUCUGAUUGGGUCUACUACAAUCAAUCUUUGCGAGUUGAGUCUGUCCGCUGGUGUGACAAUGAACUGCGAGUUAACAAAAUGAAAAUCUUAGCUUAGUGUGCGACUUCCAGAAAACCCUAGCGGAUGGUUCCACCCAAAUGGAAGCGAGACACGAUGCGUCAAUGGUGAUUAUCAGCAACAAAUACUCUUCAAGAGCACUGGGGACGAGUCGAGGAUGUUGUUAACACUAUAACACAAAAUCUGUCGAAUGACUAUCAGCAAAAACAGAUUUAGAUUCUCUUAACUUAUUUAAUUUAUGAGGCAAAUUCGUUUUUUUCUUUUUUAUCAUAAAAGAAUGAUCUCCCUAAUAAUUUCUUUAUCGCAAAAUAUGAUAAUAGUCAGUGCUCUUUUGGAAUUUAGCCGAAGCCAAAUAAGUUAUUGUUAUCUUGUGUAGCUGUAAUCCAUGUCCACUUUGUAAACAUUUGUUGCACUCGAUUCCACUUAAGUAUUGGGUUACUAUUCUUCAUCUGAGAGACGAAUUAACCGUCAGAUUCUUACUUAUCGCUUCUAGCAACGUAACGAAUGUUUGCGAGGAACCAGGAAACGAAUCCAUUGAUUUGUAUUAGACGACAAAUUUAAUUAAUUCCAUCGCAAGCUCAAAUAACUCGAUUCAACAUCAUCAUGAUAACUGAUACUAUACUUUUAAUAAUUAGUUAUGACUCACAUGACUAUACGUUUUAUGCAAUUGAGACUUGAGGAAUGAAAGUCGGACGCUUCUUUGCUGUAUUGUGACCCGACGGUAAUUAAAGAGCCAUCGCCUUCCAACAAACUAAAAAGGGGGCACAUUCUCUGUAUCAGAUAAGGCUUGUGAUAACAUACAUAAAAAAAUCAGGCGCGUCUGAUUGGUUGAAAACGAGUGCAUUUUUCGUGUAACACGUGCGCAAAUUACAAAUAGUGCUGACAAAAUUUCGUCCGUCUGAACUUUUGUGAUGUGUUUUUCAGGUAAAUUAUUAACGAGUAACAACAGGAUUUCUUGUGCAACUUGAUCUAACUUAGCACUUAUAAAUUUUUUCAAACACGACAAAUCGCACUCGAAAUCAUGUUGUUACCUAUACUUAUAUAUUUCGAAUAUAUUUAUAUUAGGGCGUUCUAGAGCGAGAGAGUGCCAAAAUGAGAAGGGGUUCGAGAUAAGGUAGUUCGCGUGAUCCUUCAGAGAAGCGCAAACUGAAAAAAAUAUUCUCCUUAAAACCUCAAGAAUAUUGAGAAGGAAUUCUCAAUGAAAAAAAAAGUUUGUACCAUUGGUAACCCAAGGGCCUAGAGAUCGUAAACAAGUGUAUUGAUGAACAGUAAUUGUUAUGACAACAUUAAUAAUUAUGAUAAUUUAUAACAGCAAGAAUAGUAAUAAUAACAAGAAUGAUAAUGAUAAUGAUUAUAAUAAUUAUUGCCACACCAAGAGUGAAAAUUAUGCGUUGAUUAAUUUCUUGUUUCAAUUCUUCCCCCCUUCACCUCCACGGGUAUUCCGACCGUGCCAGUGAGGGUGGGAAAUUUGAACCUUGCCUGAGUAGGGCGGGGAAUUUGAACCAAAAGUGUCAAGUAUUUACAGCGGAGGUGUUUUAAGGUAAAGUGUCCACUUUUGCGAUAGCAUGGCUCAGAAGGAAAAGUGUAACAGGUCUAGGUUUUAAAGUUUAAAUAUUUAAAUCAGUUGCUGGUCAAUAAGUGGAAAGUUUUACCUUUUACGAAAAGCAAACCAAUCCCCGAAUUAAAAAUACUCUUUUGACCUUGUCUGUUUGGGAUUUUUUUAAUUACCUAUGAAGAGUCGCGUUUUUUUCCCGAUAAUAUCCCGUUUGGAAUGAGCAAAAUAGACUCCUAACCAAAAUUUCAGACUUCUUUGUAGAAAGCAUCUCGAUGGACAGGCAGCCCAAGCUCCAGCUGGGAGAUGAUCAUCUUGCGAAAUAGGAGUCGUGGCGAAAUUACAAGAGUUAGUGUGGAGAUGUUUACGACCGCACUAAGGAACAAAAAGAUACAGUCAAACUCUCAAUAAAAUACCUCCCCUUACUUCCACAGUGAUCGCUUGUUAUCUGACGGUUUAAAAUGUUAAAAAGAACCCAUUUUAGCGAGUUAUCCAUAUUCGAUGCACUGUGGAAGUAAGGUGAUCAGCGCUUAGCUGAAGCUUGGGCUACCUGUGCUUAAUGUCACGCGAAACCUAGUUGGAGCCAGUCUAUAAUAAAAAUAGCACCUGCACCAUGGAAGUAAGGUAUUUUUGUUGAGAAUUUGACUGUACCUUUUUAUUCCUAGGAGUGGUCGUAAAUAUCCCUAUUCAAACUCUUAUAAUUUCGCCAUGACUCCUAUUUCGCAAGAUGAUCAUCCCACAGCUAGAGCAUGGGUGGCCUGUGCUCGAUGUCACGCAAAACCUAGUUGGAUCCAGUCCACAAAUAUAAAUAACGUCUGGUUCAAAGUACAUUGGAAAAUCAGUCUGCUUCGUCACGAUGGAGUCUAAGUUAACUGCUUCUUAUUUGUCAUCUAUUUUUUUCAUACUUUCUCUCAGCUUCUGCUCAUCUAAAUACACUGCUGCGGUGUACGAACACGUUACGUUCUUUGUAAUGGAAAACAAGACAGAGGUAACUCGCUCUGGAGCUUUGGAAAUCAUGAAGAAAAAUCUCGCUGUUUUCGAGACGAAAGCUGUCUUGGCGAAAUCUAAGGGGGCAGAGAUCAUAGUUUUCCCGGAAGAUGGAAUAUAUGGUUUCGAUUACACCCGUGAACAGAUACUUCCCUUUUUAGAAGUCAUUCCAAAUCCUUCCCAACUGGAGAAGAGCUGGAAUCCCUGCAAAGAUCCAGCCCGCUAUAGCAACAUUGAAGUGUUAAGAGAACUAAGCUGUAUCGCUCAAAACUCUUCCAUUGCAGUGGUAGCCAAUAUGGGUGAUGUGCAGUACUGCGAAAAGUCAGAUCCUCACUGUCCGGGAGAUGGCAGAUACCAGUUUAAUACAGAUGUUGUGUUCGAUACGGAUGGUACAUUGCUAGCAAAAUAUCACAAACAGCACCUGUUUCACGAGAAAGCGUUCAACACUCCCCAAAAACCGGAAAUCGUAAUUUUUAAGACAUCAUUUGGAGUCAAGUUUGGUGUGUUUACUUGCUUCGACAUGGUCUUCCGUGAUCCAGCGAUUGAACUUGUGGAAAAGUAUGGCAUACGGAACAUUGUCUUUCCAACUGCUUGGAUGGAUGGCUUUCCUAUCAUGGCUUCAGUUGAAUAUCAACAGGCAUGGUCAAGAUUGACAUGUGUCAAUCUCUUAGCAGCCAAUCAGCAUUUCCCUCUUGCAGAUAUGGUAGGAAGUGGAAUUUACUCUUGUGGAGAUCCAUUAUCGUAUGUGUAUGAUAUGAAGACAUUUGAAGGACAUCUUCUUGUUGCGCAGUUACCAGAUUUAAAUCAAGAAUGCUACCAGCAACCUUGUCAAUCAGUCUCACUUCCAUCAACAAAAAAUGAUGACUUCAAGCAAGAAGGAUGGCAAGAAGGAGUGCCGUUCCAUUCCAAGUUGAUGAAUGACAUGUACACAUUUGUCAAACUUGACAGUGCUGAGGCUCAGGUCUCAGUCUGUGGGAGUGAGCUUUGUUGCCAUGCAAGCUACCUUACACAAAGUCAAAAGCCUUUCAGUGGAGAAAUGUUUGCAUUAGGAGCUUUCAAUGGUCACCAUGACCCAGAGGGUUACAUACUCCAGGCUUGUGUUUUGAUAAAAUGCUCCAGCAUGGAGGAGUCAUCCUGUGGUACUGCCACUCAGACUUCAUCAACUGUAUUCAAAUCAUUUCAUCUGAUGGGGAACUUUUCAACAAAGGCUUAUGUUUUUCCAGCUGUUCUGGCUUCCGAUGUGGAACUUAUACCAGCUGAGGUAAUGUCGAUAUCAGGAAAUGUUAUGAGUGUAGCCUCCUUUAACAAGCCUCUAGUAUCAGCUGUUCUUGUUGGUCGAGUUUUUGAAACUGAUCAUGUUGAAAAUUAG